Oreochromis niloticus (Nile tilapia) is the source of this 3441-nucleotide messenger RNA. RefSeq names its product zona pellucida-like domain-containing protein 1. The transcript has 11 exons. The coding region runs from base 796 to 2037 and encodes 413 amino acids. Lineage: Eukaryota; Metazoa; Chordata; Actinopteri; Cichliformes; Cichlidae. The record is from RefSeq and is a predicted model, not a curated record.
GCUGGACAUGAGUUUUCAAGUUAGCUUUUUUUGGUGUAAUUGGGACGUUUUUAACUUGUAAUUCUAUGUUAUAACAACAACUUCAGUCAUCUAUCGUCAAACUGAUAUAGAAUAAUAUGUUGAAAUAUCAAACAGCUAGAAUUACAUUGUACAGUGCAGGAAUCAAAAUUUGGGAUCAGGUAUGCAGUCACAGGCAGCUUGCAGCCCCACCUAGCAGAUUGCCUGCUGUUGUGUUGACUGAGAACUGCAGCAGACAAAGAAUGAAAAAGCAUGGAUUCCCUGGGCCAAAGGCCCGCACAGUGGGCUUUGCACUCCCUGACUGGCCUAGAGAGAAAGGAAUGGCUCAGUCAGCAGGCCAAGGCCACUGAAGCGAUGAAAAGAUAAUUCAACACUCCCCACCCCCCGCCACCCCCCACAGCUCUUGGACCUCAUGCAGCGUCAAACCAUUUGUGAGCAGUGACAGAGCCAGAUUGGGCCGAAAGGAUAUGAGUGGGAAACUUCAAAACCUGCUCAUAUUUCUGUGGAUGUGAAAGGAUUUGUAUAACACAUUCAGUUUUGAUGGACUUUCCCAUGUUCAAUCCAGACAACCCUUUUUGUUGACACGUUCAAAUAAUGAAUCUGUUAUGUGUAUGGUCCCUUUUUCCCUCCUGCUCAUGAGUUCUGUUUCUAGUUGUCAGGUAGGGAUGCUGUGCAGACCACUCCAUCGUCUGUCCCAAGCUUAUGGAGAACCGCUCACAUGCUGGCUGCCAGGAACCAGGGUGAGUAGUUCUCCCUCUCACAGAACAAGGUGCUGAAAUGGAACAUAUAAUUGUCAUUUUUUUAAUGUCUAGUAAGGCCUUUUCAGUUGGAGCUCAAUUCAAUGGAUACAACUGUGAUGCAAAUUUUCACAGCCGCUUCCCUGCUGAGAGAGAUAUCAGUGUAUACUGUGGGGUCCAGACCAUUACCCUCAAGAUCAAUUUUUGCCCUGUUCUCUUCUCUGGCUACACUGACACCGACCUAGCCCUUAAUGGUCGCCAUGGAGACGCCCACUGCAGAGGCUUUAUCAAUAACAACACCUUCCCUACUGUUGUAAUCUUUAGCAUCAGCCUAGCAACACUUGAAUCCUGUGGUAAUUCUUUGGUGGUGUCAACUGCUCAAGGACCCAAUGCUUAUGGGAACCUGUCCCUGGUGCAGAUUGGAAACAUAUCAGGGUAUAUUGAUACACCAGACCCUCCAACUAUCAUCAGCUACUUGCCAGGUCUAUUGUAUAAGUUUAGCUGCAGCUACCCAUUGGAAUACCUAGUCAACAACACACAGCUGGCCUCGUCAUCAGCUGCAAUCUCAGUGAAGGAAAGCAAUGGCACUUUCAUUAGCACGUUGAAUCUCCUGCUUUAUAAUGACUCAUCAUAUAUUCAGCAGUUGUCCAUCCCAAUGGCAGGACUGACCCUGAAGACACGCAUAUUUGCAGCUGUAAAAGCCACUAAUCUGGAUAGAAGAUGGAACAUUCUAAUGGACUACUGUUACACCACACCUUCUGGAAAUCCUAAUGAUGACCUGCGUUACGAUCUUUUCUUUAGUUGUGAAAAAGACCCCCAGACCACAGUGUUUGAGAAUGGGAAGAGCCAGAUGGGUCGUUUUGCCUUUGAAGUAUUCCGCUUUGUAAAGCACAAGAACCAGAAGAUGUCCACUGUCUUCCUACACUGUGUCACCAAGCUGUGCCGAGCAGAUGAUUGUGCAAUGCUGAUGCCAAUCUGUGGCAGCAGGAAAAAGAGAGAUGUCUCUGAGGGAAAGGGAUCAAAUGCUGCAUCUGGAAAUGCCAUCCUGACUGCUGGGCCUAUCAUAACUCGGAGUGAUGAAAUACCAGCCAAUAAUUCUCAGCUGGCCCAUCUUAAAGCUCCAGUGUUUCACACAAAUACAGUGACCAUCGCACUCAUCUCAGGCAUGAUCAUUCUGGGUGUCAUGUGCCUAUGCUUCUUCAUCAUGUCCCUCACCCUUCUGAAAGGGAAGAGCGCUCCAGUCGGCACCCUGUCAGGAGUCCGAAACCUAACCUUCAACUGAGUACCUGAACUCACUGCAGACAUUUCUCAUCAGUUCAAUGCUAACCAAGAAUGCAGAACACACGCUGUCUGUGCAUAUGGGCAUCAAAGAAUUUAACUGUUGAAUAAAAUACCUGUUACCAGGUCUGUACAAUGAGUAUUAGUGUAGGAGUUAAGUAAAACUGGGUUUUGUGUUCCAUUUUUGUGUUACACAAAAAGCUAAGCCUCAGCCUGCAUAUUUUUCAUGCAGCUUUAACCCAUUAGUGGGGAUACUAAAAACUUACUGCAAUACCUCAGCUAUACAGUUUUCAUUGCAGGGUACGGGAUCAAUUAUAUGGCUUGCAGUGCAUUAUAUAGUGUAUAAUAAACAUAGCAUUUCCUGAUAGAUAUUAGAGAGAUAGAUUUGCUUAAUCAUUUAUUAGAAGUUUUUUCCCUAAAUAUGUAUUUCAAUUGCUUGCUUUAAAUAUUUUUAGUUACUCUGUUAGCAAUAAACUUGAUUGUUAAGGAUAUUUUGUACAUGUGCUACCUUAUGUAUAACUUUUCCUGAUAUGUGGUUAAAAUGCAACUUGAUCUGUUCCCAAAAUGUACAAAUUGUCUUCAAACGUCCAUGUUGCUAAUACUGCACCUUGACUUGUUAUUAAAACAUACCCAUUUUCAUAUUUCUAAAAAUAAACUAUACAUUCCCUCUUAAACACUACUGUGGGAUUACAAGAAUUGAUAAAUGGCUAGCAUUGAUAUAGCUUGUAUUUUUACACUACAAUCCACAUUUAUCCAUUCAUGCACACAUACAUGCAGUGCUUAGUCAGAUCAUACAACACUGCUAUCUAACGCACACAGACACACACACAUCAGAUGGGGUGGAGAUUGGGGGUGAGGAAGCAAAUGUAAAUUUCUGCAUUACUAAUAUACAAACCUGAUGUAAAAUCAGUUUGGUUCCUUAUCAUAGUCCUUAAUAACCUCAAAGACCUCUUUGCUUCAUGGAGGGGCUUAACUUCCUCUGGGAUCAUUAAUAAUUUUAACGUUUCUUUUCAUUUUUAUAGAAAACCUAAAGCUAAUAUAACAGAAUAGGAUUCAUUAAAACAUUUUGUUUUGUAUAUAUGGAUAAUUUUAUUUAAACGCUUACGUUCCCGUACUGUGCAUCCAUGAAACAUAAGACGAUUCAACCUGCGUCAUUUCUGUCUUCCGUUUAUUUACUUUCCGGCUCUUUGAAACGUCAUGGCAAAAUGUCCAGGAAAAACACCACGUUUUUUAAAUGGACUGACAAUUGGGCUAAUCGUUACUUGCAGGAGGCUUGCUUUCAAGGUACAUCAGCAAUGAAAAAAACUUCUUGCCAACUAAAUGUUUUUUUAGAUUCCAUUUUUUUAUUCUAGGGCUUGUGUAUCCAGAUGAACAAUUGUAAGUUUAAAAAUCUUUUGAUAAUAUAUGC